CGCGCGGGGAUGGCGGCGAUGGCGCUGGCGGCGCGCUGCAGCGGGCGCGCGGCGGGGCGGUGACGUCGCGCGCGAGGCGGAGGGCGGGGAGGAGGAAGAGGAGGAGACCCGGGCGGCCCCGAGGCUGAGGCGGCCGCGUCCCGCGGAGGCUCCGCUGGUGUCCCGUCCCGUCCCGUCCUACCCCCACCCCCGGUGCCUCCGGCUCAGGCGGGCCGGCGCGGCUCUCCCGAGGCCGCGAUGCGCUCGGCCUGAGCGCGCCCUCGGCGCCCCGCCCGGUUCGGGCCUCUGCGAGGCCGGGGACCGCGAUGGCUGCGGGAAGCUGGCAGGAGGCGGCGGCCCGGUGGGCUGAGGAGGCGGCGGCCCGGGUGCGGGACGCCUUGACGGGCGGGCUGGGGCUGCUGCGUGCCGAACUGGGCCUCGACCUGGGCCUCGACCCGCAGGCGCUGCCCACCUGGCUCGCCCUGGCGGUGCCGGCCGCGCUGGGGUUCGUGCUGCUGGGGCUGCUGCUGGCCGCGGCCUGCGGGGGCGGCCUCCGCAAGAAGCCGGCGCGGAGCGCGUCCGUGAGGAAGGGUGACGAGGCGGUCGGCGCGGGCCUGACGGCCGGCGGGGGCCACAGCAAGGCGGCGGGCCCGGGCACCGGGCAGCUGAACCUCAAAGGGGACGAACAGAAGAAGCGAAACAGGAAGAAACUGCCGGAGAAAGCGGCGCGGCCUAAUGGACGGUCUUUCCUUGAUGUAUCUGAAGAUGAAGUAAUACAAACUGUCCGUAAAGACAAUAUAAAGCAGCCUGUGGACACAGAAAAGAAGAAUGAAAAGUCAAAGAAAAAAAAGAAAUCAAAGGGAGAUUCCAAAACGGUUCAGGAUACAUCUCGUCUGGAUGGAAAGGAAGUUGAUGAAGGAGCCUGGGAAACAAAAAUCAGUAACAGAGAGAAGCGUCAGCAGCGUAAGCGAGACAAGGUGCUGAACGACAGUGGCUCAGGAGAAUCAAAUCUCCAGGGUAUGGAAAACACAGUUACGGCAUCCAUUGAACAGCUGAUGCCUACAUCAUCACUUCCAGUUGGCCUCAGAAAAAAUAAAGGUGAUGCACUUCUGAAUGCACAGAUUAACAGUUCUAAACCUGCAAAGGGGGAGUCAUCAAUUCCACAAGUUUCUCCAGGAUUGAGUGAAAGCCAUACAGUAAAUGGAGGAAGCUGGAAUGAGAAGUCUGUAAAAAUCUCCUCACAGAUUGGUGUAGGGGAGGAGAAAUGGACAUCUGUUCCUUCAACUGCAGCUGGGAAGAGGAAGACAGAGACAUUGGCUUGGGGCCAAGACACUGGAGAUGCUAAUGGAAAUGGAAAGGACUGGGGUGUAAGCCUGGUGGGCAGACCCUGGAAAGAGCGAUCUUUGUUCAAUCCUAUUGCUGCUUGGAAUGUGGAUGCAAGGAUUAAUACCUCUGAACAGAAUUCUACUUCUUUCUCCUCAUUUGGAUUAACUCCUGGAGUUUCUGGUUCCAACAAUGAAUCAGUUUCUCAGGCUGGUACUUCUGAUUUUCAGUGGGAUUUAAGUCAUGCUCAACCCCCUGUUGAUGACGAAUGGUCUGGGUUAAAUGGACUUUCUUCAGCUGAUCCAAGCUCUGAUUGGAAUGCACCAGCAGAAGAGUGGGGAAACUGGGUAGAUGAAGAAAAAGUUGCUUCUGUUCCUCAGCGUGAAGAGAGAUCUGAUACUCAGAAGAUUUCAGAUAAUGAAAGAGAAAAAGCAGAGCCAAUUCUCCAGAGUUCUACAAGUGGCAAAUCCAAGAAAAAGAAGAAGAAAAAGAAGAAGCAGGGUGAAGAAGCUAACUCUCCUGCACAGGAUGCUGAAGAACUGGAUAGAGAAGCUGGAGAGCAAUUUCAGGCGGAUACCUCAAAAGUCCAGGCACAGCAGGAAAGAGCUUUUUCUUUGAAGACCAUAAGUACUAGUGAACCAGCUAAGUCUGAGGAGGCUCCUUUGCUUGCUGUUUCUACUGAGCCAUCUGUAAUUGUAUCAGAGAGCAAUUCUGACAAGAUCGCUUCCCAAGUGCCACAGAUGCUGCAAGAGACAGAUGUUUCUAGUCCCAAUAUUAAGCAAAACAGUGUGCCUCCUCCACAGACAAAGUCUGAAGAAAGCUGGGAAUCUCCCAAACAAGUUAAAAAGAAGAAAAAAGCGAGAAGGGAAACGUGAACUUCCUGAGAUGGACAUGUGUUGCUGAAUAUUGUCAUGAAGAUUAUGCUGUUUAUGCAAUAAUUUGUGAACAUGUACAGAAUUUUAUAUAAAUUUCAAACAAUUUUUAAAAACAGAACUGCUGUGAACACAAACAUCUUUAAAAAGGAAUCAAAUGAAAGUAACUUUAUGAUUUAGCAAACAGAACACGCUACAUUUGAAAGACAUUCUGAAGAAUCUGUUUUUCCAACUUUUGGAGAGAGAUCUUAAUUUAAAAAACUGGUUUUACAACACAGUGCCCUGUUUACAACAGAUUAUAUUCUCAUCUACAACUGCGGAUAAAAGAUUAAUUUCAAGGAAGGGUUUUCUGUAAAAAUAAUCGUCUGUACAAUAGUGGGUGUUUCUUGCCUCUCUUACGAGUGAUGCAUUAGAAGCACAGAAUGUCAACCAUUUGAAUUUGUUUCAUGCCUAAAUCAAAGUGCUUUGAUUAAAUACAUAAUCUGCCAUAUCUUUGCAGUGAGUUGGUUAGCAAAUCUGCUAGCUAUUGCAGGAAUCACAAGUGCAAAUCAUUAUCCAUUUGUACAGUCAGACCUUCAUGGUUUAUUAUAUGAAGUUAACACAAUAAAAACUGCUUUGAGUUAAAAGUUUGAGAAUGUGAUUUAAAACUUGAGUAUGGUUCAUGAAGUUAUUUUUUAUAAUGUCUAUUACCUUACUUGAAUUAUUGAAGAUAACAGUAUAUUUUUAAGAAUGCAGUAAUGUGCAUAAAAUUUGGGUUCUUUUUCAUUCCCUACAGUUCUUGGUUGAUUCAGGAUCCCAUCUAAAAACUAUAUUCUUUCAACUUCUAAACUCAUGAAAUGAACUGAAAUCAAACUUUUCCUUCUCCUAACACUUGUUAACUUACUGUACCCAAUUCUAUUGUCUACAUUACUAAAACUCUGAACAAAGCCAAGUGAGGUUUUCACUCACAAAUUAUUUGGAUUUCAAAGAUCUGUUGGAGAACUGGAGUAGCUUCAGACAGCUUUAAUUGACAAAAACAGUUAUCAGGAACACAUUUUUUUACUGCCUUAACCUGUAGUAUGUAGAAUGUGUCUAGACUUCUGGACAGGAGUUAGUGUUUUUAUAUUAAAAAAAUAAAAAAUUAUGCAAGUAAAGCAGUUGUAAAAUAAAGACCAUUUCCUGCUGGAAACUGUUAAUUAAAAUGGCAUUGAGGAUGUGUUGUCAUUUUCAGGCACUGUAAUGAUGUGUUAUUGAACUGGAGAUGUGUUUGUGUCUGUAAAGGUACAUGCUCAGCCGUGUACACUGUAAAUAGCCUUUACAAAAAUUGGUUUGCUAAGAAUAGUGUUUAACAUCACCUGGUGAGUUCAGUUAGAGUCAGGAUUCUUUUCAAAUGAUUGACAUCUGGUUUUGUGGCACAAAAAGAAUUGUUAACAGCUGUAACAUGCAGUACUGAUCAACAAUCUUGUGCUCUUACUGUUCUCAACUGCGGUUUGACAGUAUUGCAAGGCAAGAACAGAUAAUGCAGCAAGCUGGGUUUAAUUGUACUGAAAAUGCACCUGCUAAUGGAGAGCUUUCCUAGUAAAUGGAUAUUAACUUGCACAGGUAUUAACUCCUGUAUGUCAGGAACAUGGCACUCUAAAUUGACCUGUUAAAAUAAAUCGAGCAUAUUGACAGUAUUGAUUUAUUUACUGGGAGGGAGGAAUGUUCAAGAGCGAUGUUUGUCAUGAUUCAUGUAAAAUAAAUUUAGAAGUGAAGUACAGCUUUUCAAGGAGUAUCUUAAGGUAAACAUGAAAAAUAGGAUAUUAUGAAAUCAUGCAGAGUCCUUUGCACGUAAAUAAUAUUAUCAUUUUACUUGUCUUCAUAGUAAAGGUUGAAAAAUACCCUUUAAAUUCAGGAUUUUAAUGUAUGUCUGAAAUCUGUUUCCAAUCUAUGUGUUAUGCUACAAGCCUCUUUUAUAGAAAAUACAAAGAUUUUAUGUAAUGAAAGAGACUGCCCCCAAGAACUUUCACUGCAUAAAUUCUUUUUUUCUUGAAAAUAAAAUUGGUGAUAUUUCUGGGUUAGUCAAAUAGCUUGUCAUUCUGGAAAAAGAAACAAACUAGCUAAAAUAUAGGAACCCUGCUAACUAACUGCUACUGCUAAACAGGGUCAUACAAAUACACAGCCUUCCUUUCAAAAUGUUACCUAUUUAGCAGCACCUCUUACUGUUUUCUUAAUGUGCAGUUUCCAUGUCUUAGAAAGCAAAACUUGGUUUAUUUGACAUUCAUUGAAGAGGUAGUAACUCUAUAUCAUAUUGUCUAUAAAUAGAAACUUGGUUAUCUAUGUACUGUCAUGUUUCUAUGAUUCAAGCAGUGGUUAGUCUUAAUUAUACACUGAAUCCAGAUUUUGGUACUUGGAUAGUGCAAAAAAUACCAUUUUAAAGAAACUUAAUUUUUUUUUCUUUUUUUCUUUGGGGUUUUUUUCUGUUGUUGUUGAAUGCAUGGAAUGGUUUCAUAAAUCCAAUAUGUUGUUUUUUUCUAAAUACUCUGGAAUUAUUUGUAUGUGUAAUUUAAACUUGUGAUGAUGUGUAAUUGGAUAGUCAUGGCAUAUUUUUAUUUCUUUUGUGGGGCGGGAAAGGUGUACAGAAUUCAUAUGUGCUUGUUACAAAGGUAACUGCAUUGGUUUGGAGGGGGGGUGAAAACUAUUUCUGAUGCCCUUUUAGAAGUCUAAAGAAAAAAGUGCAAGUGAAGAGCACUACUUUAAUAUUUACUAAGAAAGAAUGUACAUAUUAAAAGCAUUUCAAAAUUUAUAGAACUAUUGCUAGUACUGUUGUGUUGUAACUGAAUUGUCUCUCACUUGAAACUGCCCUGUUAAUAGUUCCUAGCCAUGGGAUUUUCCUGUGAAUAAGGCUUCUGAAAAGUGCAGACAUCAGAGUACAUGGUUUAAGCAGACUUUCAUCUAUUAGUUGUUGUGCCUUUAACUCAACUAGGUUGCCAGUCGAGAUUUCAGCUGUUAAAAAUUGCAGGUCUCUCGCAGACACUUGUACCUGUGAAUCUCUUUGUGGUGACCACUUGAGUAAAAACAAGCAGUUCUGGUUUUUCAGGCCUGUACUAAAAGAUUUCUUCAUUGUUCUGCUGUAAGUGGAAGGAGAGAAAUCCUGAAAAUUCUAAUUGCUUCUUAAAAUACUCUGCUAAAAAUAUUUUGCUGUUAAAAUUGUGAGUGAAUUACUUCAUUUAAGAACAAAGAACAUCACCCAAAUGAAUUUGUGGGGGAAGGAGCAGGAAGGGCAGUGUGACUGAUAGUUCUUAACUUGAAAAUAAUGUGGCACACAGUGGAUUUUGCUCACUGCAGGACUAACAGAACUGCUGUUAGUUUGGAUGCGUGGUGGGAGCAAGGUGGGAUGAUUCCUGUUUCUUCAUGGGUGGGGGCUGGGAAUUACUGUUGCCUGUGUUCUGUAUCAUGUUAUUAAUGAUUCGUGGGUUCCUGUUGAAACUUGGUUGAAUUACUCAAUUCUGUUUCAUCAUGGGUCCCUUCAGUUGAGGAAAUUAUUGAACUUCUGCUCUUUUAAUUUCUGGCUAUUUGUACCAAGCUGAAGGUUUCUUGUUCAUUGAAAAUUGGUUUUGUCUUUCUU
Molecule: messenger RNA, 5760 nt
Organism: Prinia subflava (tawny-flanked prinia)
Lineage: Eukaryota; Metazoa; Chordata; Aves; Passeriformes; Cisticolidae
Gene: MTDH
Product: metadherin
Exons: 13
Coding region: 306-2177 (623 amino acids)
Biological process (GO): positive regulation of canonical NF-kappaB signal transduction; negative regulation of apoptotic process; regulation of transcription by RNA polymerase II
Cellular component (GO): nucleus
Molecular function (GO): transcription coregulator activity
Source: RefSeq, a predicted model, not a curated record